CAUCCGAGCCUUCCUCUCCUCCUCUGUCAAACCGGACCAGAACCAGCGCGUGAGGAUGUUCGGGUUCCGGCUCAACAAGUCCCGGCUCCUCUUCCUCCUCCUCCUCCUCCUCUCUCUCCUCUCCCUCGCGCUGUGACCACGCGCGGCGGCACGAUGGAGAUCGCCUUGGUGAGCUUUGAAAACGGCGGUGCCAAUGAGACCCGCCGGAACGCGCUGGACGUCCCCCAGACCGGGUUCGGGCAGUCCGGACCCAAAGAGGAGUUCGGGAAGGAGCUGAACACCCGCGGCGGUCCUCCUCAGCCCCGGAGCCCCUGGAGGAUCAACGACAUGAACACUCUGAGCUGCAGCGAGAACGCCAUGGAUGCGCUUUUACGCGCGGACCACAGUCCGCACCUGUUCGACGAGGACCUGCUGGACCUGGACCUGGACUCGGACAGUACCGAGCGGGUCCUCAUCAACAUAGCCGGACUGCGCUACGAAACCCAGCUGGGCACCCUGAACCAGUUCCCGGACACCCUGCUGGGAGACCCCGCCAAGAGGAUCAAGUACUUCGACCCGCUCCGGAACGAGUACUUCUUCGACCGGAACCGGCCCAGCUUCGACGGGAUCCUGUACUUCUACCAGUCCGGCGGGAAGAUCCGCAGACCCGUCAACGUGUCCAUCGACGUGUUCGCGGACGAGAUCCGGUUCUACCAGCUGGGGGAGGAGGCCAUGGAGCGGUUCCGAGAGGACGAGGGCUUCAUCAAGGAGGAGGAGAAGCCGCUGCCCCAGAACGAGUUCCAGAAGCAGGUCUGGCUCAUCUUCGAGUACCCCGAGAGUUCGAGUCCGGCCCGGGGCAUCGCCAUCGUGUCUGUGAUCGUCAUCACCAUCUCCAUCAUCACCUUCUGCCUCGAGACGCUGCCAGAGUUCCGGGACGAGCGCGAGCUGCCCGCGAGCAGCCGGAGCGACAACGGAACCGAGGCCCGGACCUCGCUGACCUUCACGGACCCGUUCUUCAUCAUCGAGACCACCUGCGUCAUCUGGUUCACCUUCGAGCUGCUGGUCCGGUUCUUCGCCUGCCCCAGCAAGUCGGAGUUCUCCAAGACCAUCAUGAACAUCAUCGACAUCAUGUCCAUCAUGCCCUACUUCAUCACGGUCGGAACCGAGCUGGCCGAACAGGGUCAGGAGCACCAGAACGGCCAGCAGGCCAUGAGCCUGGCCAUCCUGCGGGUCAUCCGCCUGGUCCGGGUCUUCAGGAUCUUCAAGCUGUCCCGCCACUCCAAGGGUCUGCAGAUCCUGGGUCAGACCCUGAAGGCCAGCAUGAGGGAGCUGGGGCUGCUCAUCUUCUUCCUCUUCAUCGGAGUCAUCCUCUUCUCCAGCGCCGUCUACUUCGCAGAGGCGGACGAACCCGAGUCCCACUUCUCCAGCAUCCCGGACGCGUUCUGGUGGGCCGUGGUUACCAUGACGACCGUGGGCUACGGGGACAUGAGGCCGGUCACGGUCGGCGGGAAGAUCGUGGGCUCGCUGUGCGCCAUCGCGGGGGUCCUGACCAUCGCGCUUCCGGUUCCGGUCAUCGUGUCCAACUUCAACUACUUCUACCACCGCGAGACGGACCAGGACCAGUCCUCGCUCAAGGAGGAGCCCAGCGGCGGUCCGGAGAGUCCCGAACCGAGGCGCCGGGCCAGCAGGUCGUCCGCGGAGAACCCGGAGGGUCCGGGUUCGGCGGAGAAGACCAACAUCAAAGCGAACAGCAGCGGCGACUUCAAACGCUCCCUGUACGCCUUCUGCCUGGACACGCGCGAGACCGACCUGUAGGUCCACGGACCGGAACCGCUCAGAGUUCUGACCCAGCACG
Nematolebias whitei (Rio pearlfish) is the source of this 1834-nucleotide messenger RNA. Its product is annotated as potassium voltage-gated channel subfamily A member 5. Gene Ontology annotation, molecular function: delayed rectifier potassium channel activity; protein binding. Gene Ontology annotation, cellular component: voltage-gated potassium channel complex; membrane. The transcript has a single exon. Lineage: Eukaryota; Metazoa; Chordata; Actinopteri; Cyprinodontiformes; Rivulidae. The record is from RefSeq and is a predicted model, not a curated record. The coding region runs from base 154 to 1794 and encodes 546 amino acids. Gene Ontology annotation, biological process: protein homooligomerization; potassium ion transmembrane transport.